UCGUCCACACCCGCUCGGUCCGCCCAGGGCCACGGGAGAGGCACCGAGCACGGAGUGGCCAAGCCCGACGUGCGGUCCCGGUGAUUCCCCAAAGGGACCCUGUGAAAUGUCACCCGAGGUGCCUGGACCUCAGUCUCCUCCUCAGCAGUGAGGUUCUCUUGGAAAGAUUGUUGGUCCCCAGGCCUUUUUGUUGUUGUUGUUUUCGUCCUGCAUUGCUUGCCGAGAUGACCCAUAGCAGGGCAUGGCUGGGGACCCCGAAGCCGGAUUCCCUUCGGCAACUGGGGGCCGAGGGAGCGCUGAGACCUACAUCUCCCCGCCAUGCGGUGUUGCGGGCUGGGCGGUAGGCCAUGAGAACGCCAUUCUGUUUGGGCUCCGAGAGUGCCAUUCCUGGGACAGGUUAAAUGGAGAAGGACCGCACCGUCGUUGCUGUUCUACCGCAAGAACCCUGCAAGCAUUGGUGAUUCUGGAGAAACCCUGCCUCUGCUGGAGCCUGCACGAACGGGCAGCAGAACCGUGAGCUGGAGUGACGCAGAAGUCUAGGAAUAUGAGCUCCGUCACGCUGAGUGAACCGAGGCUGAAUUGGGAUGUCGCCUCAAAAAAUGGCCUUAAGACAUUUUUCUCUCGAGAAAAUUAUAAAGAUCAUUCCAUGGCUCCAAGUUUGAAAGAACUAUGUAAUUUAUCUAACAGACGUAUAGGAGAGAAUUUGAAUGCCUCAGCAAGUUCUGUAGAAAAUGAGCCGGCGGUUAGUUCAGCAACUCAAGCAAAGGAAAAUGUUAAAACCACAGUUGGAAUGGUUCUUCUUCCAAAACCAAGAGUUCCUUAUCCUCGUUUCUCUCGUUUCUCACAGAGAGAGCAGAGGAGUUACGUUGACUUGUUGGUUAAAUAUGCAAAAAUUUCUGCUAAUUCCAAAGCUGUUGGAAUAAAUAAAAAUGACUACUUGCAGUACUUGGAUAUGAAAAACCACGUAAAUGAAGAAGUUACUGAAUUCCUAAAGUUUUUACAGAAUUCUGCAAAGAAAUGUGCACAGGAUUAUAAUAUGCUUUCUGAUGAUGCACGUCUCUUCACAGAGCAAAUUUUAAAAGCUUGCAUCGACCAAGUGAAAAAGUAUCCAGAAUUCUAUACUCUCCAUGAAGUCACCAGUUUAAUGGGAUUCUUCCCAUUCAGAACAGAGAUGGGAUUAAAGUUAGAAAAAACUCUUCUUGCACUGGGUAGCGUGAAAUAUGUGAAAACAGUAUUUCCCUCAAUGCCUGCAAAAUUGCAGCUCUCAAAAGAUAACCUAUCUACCAAUGAAAUACCAGAACAAACAGCUGCAGCUAUGCAUUACGACAUUAGUAAAGAUCCAAAUGCAGAGAAGCUUGUUUCAAGAUAUCACCCUCAGAUAGUUCUAACUAGUCAAUCAUUAUUUGCCUUAUUAAAUAAUCAUGGGCCGGACUACAAGGAACAGUGGGAAAUUCCAGUGUGUAUUCAACUAAUACCUGUUGCAGGUUCAAAACCGGUUAAAGUAAUUUAUGUUAAUUCACCACUCCCCCAAAAGAAAAUGACAAUGAGAGAGAGAAAUCAAAUCUUCCAUGAAGUUCCAUUAAAAUUCAUGAUGUCCAAAAAUACAUCUUUUCCAGUCUCUGCAGUAUUUAUGGACAAACCAGAAGAUUGUGUGCCUGAAAUGGAUAUGUCUCAUGAAGUUAAUGACUGCCGAAAAAUUGAAACCCUUGAAAAUUUGGAUCUGGAUUUUGAUGAUGAUGUCACAGAACUUGAAACUUUUGGAGUAACCACCACCAAACCAUCAAAGUCCCCAAGUCCAGCAAGCACUUCCACAGUACCCAAAAUGCCAGUUGCUCCCAGAGCCCCCAGUGCAGCAUCCACACCUGUGGCACCAGCUGCACCAGUAGACAUUUCUGCUCAUGCUAGAAGUUUAUCUCAGAUUCUAAUGGAACAGUUGCAAAAGGAGAAACAGCUGGUGACUGGUAUGGACGGUGGCCCUGAAGAGUGUAAAAAUAAAGGUGAUCAGGGAGUUGUACCGUGUGCUGAGAAGGUAUCAGAUAAUUCUGACAAGCCUCUGGUGCAAGAUGGUGACUUGCAAACAUCUGAUGAGUUACAGUUAGGAAGUUCUGUGGAAAUGGAAACCUCUAAUAAAAAUGACAUGGCUACUGAUACAGUGUGUGCUGAUGAAAGACUAAAUAUUCCAGAGAGUACUGACAAUUCAAAGGAAGAGACUGUUACAUCAGAAGCAGAGAAAACUGAGGAUGUAAUGCUUUGUCAUAGUGAUACAGAUGAAGAAUGUUUAAUCAUUGAUACAGAGUGUCAAAAGAAUAGUACCGGAAAGACAGCUGAUGUGGGUUCUAACUUAAAUUCUAAACCAGUCAGCCCAAAUUCUUCCUCAGGACAGGCUUCUGUAGGAAACCAGACUAAUACUACUUGUAGUCCUGAAGAGUCCUGUGUUUUAAAAAAACCUAUCAAACGAGUAUAUAAAAAAUUUGACCCAGUUGGGGAAAUUUUAAAAAUGCAAGAUGAACUCUUAAAGCCAGUUUCCAGAAAAAUACCUGAGUUGCCUUUAAUGAAUACAGAAAAUUCUAAACAACCUCCUGUUUCCGAGCAACCCUCUGCUCCUUCAGAUGCCACUACUUGGCCAAAAACUGCAUGGACCUCUGCAUUUCAGAAGCCAAAAGGACGAUUGCCAUAUGAACUUCAGGACUAUGUUGAAGAUACAUCAGAAUAUGUAGUUCCUCAGGAAGGAAAUUUUGUUUACAAGUUAUUUAGCCUGCAAGACCUGCUGUUACUUGUACGAUGCAGUGUCCAAAGGAUAGAGACCAGACCACGUUAUAAAAAACGGAAGAAAAUCAGAAGACAAGUCCCAGUAUAUGUUCUUCCAAAAGUGGAGUAUCAAGCUUGUUACGGAGCUGAAGCUCUGACUGAAAGUGAACUGUGUCGCCUAUGGACUGAAAGUUUAUUGCAUUCCAACAGCUCCUUUUAUGUUGGUCAUAUUGAUGCUUUUACUUCAAAACUUUUCUUGCUAGAAGAAAUUACCUCAGAAGAAUUAAAAGAAAAAAUUUCAGCACUCAAGAUUUCAAGUUUAUUUAAUAUCCUCCAACACAUUCUAAAGAAAUUAAGUAGCUUGCAGGAGGGUUCCUACUUGUUGUCCCAUGCAGCAGAAGAUUCUUCUCUCCUGAUCUACAAGACCUCUGAUGGAAAAGUUACUAGGACAGCAUACAAUUUGCAUAAAACACAUUGCAGCCUUCCUGCUGUACCUUCCAGUCUCUCAGUUCCCUGGGUUCCAUUAGACCCCAAUCUGUUGUUACCAUAUCAUAUACAUCAUGGAAGAAUACCUUGUACUUUUCCACCUAAGUCACUGGGUCCCACAACACAACAAAAGAUUAGUGGAACAAGAAUGCCUACACACAGCCGCAGGAAUCCAGUUUCCACGGAAACCAAAAGCCUGCCUGCUCAGCAAGUUGAAAAUGAAGGAGUGGCUCCAAAUAAAAGAAAAAUAACAUAAGGACUCUACCGUGGAAAAUGAAGAAGAAACAGUUAUAGCAGUUCAAUUCAGAAAAGUUUGAGGGGACACAUGCCUAAAAGAUCAGUAGACAAGAUGAACAUUUUUUCUGUAGUGUCCUUGAGAGUUCUUAGAGUGCCUUGAAAAAAUGUGUUGGCUGUGUGGGAAUGUUUUAACUAAAAUGGAAUGCUAUACUCUUAACUCUUGAUGUUUGAGGAGAACCUAGAUAUGUUUUAACAUUAUCAUGGCAGAGAAAUAUAUAGCAAAGAAAUUAUUUUUGUAAUAAACCUUUUUCAAAAAUUAUAAAUAGGAAAAUAAUUUGCUUUUUUUUCAACAACAACACUUAUUGUGUGUUAUAUUAAUUGAGCUAUAUCACCAGCCUGCUGAGAGUGGCUCAAAUGGUUAAGUCUUGCCACUGUCAGAGAUAAUUUGGAGUAACAUGAAACCUUGUUUCUGACCAAUUGUGACAGUUUUUAUAUAUGAUUUUUAAAUGAUGAUUGUUGCAGGUUAAUAAAGUUAAUACCUUUAAAAGCUUAGCAAAAUUCCAGUGCAGAAGCCAAAUUUUAAAAUAAUAAGCUUCCUGCCUUUGAAAAGUUAACAAUUUUUGUUGGGCAACCAUCAGUUUGUUAAACAGCUUUUAUUGUGUUACAGGUUUGAUGACCAAUACCUCUAUCUCUUGGCACAAAUCCCAGCUGAGUGUUGAAAUACACUGAAAACAGAGAUGAGCAUGUUUUCCAGAAACAUCUCAUUAUUUCAACUGAUAAGGCUAAUGUGUGGUAAAACAUAAGCUAUUUUUCCCUUAUCUAUACUGAUUAAUUUAAAUUUUCUAUAACCAUAUCAGUGAAUUUGGGAAAGUACAUGAUCAGCUGAUAUUAAUGUAGCUAAUUUGGUCUUAAGAAGGGGUGGACUUAUUUAAUUUUUAUAUUCUUGUGCUUUAAUGUCCACUAAAGUUUUCAGAGAUACAUGCAACAUUUGUAAAGCAGGUUUUGUAAUCUACGGCAAUAUGAGCUUUGUUUUUGUAAUUUUUAUGUGUUUUAUUAUUAAUAUUAGAAAUUUACAAUAUAAGAAAUCUAGAAAUUUCUAGAUUCCUAGAAAUCUUCCCAACUGUGAUAAGAAUUCAGCAUUUUCAUCUUCGAUUACCAAGUUUUAUUUUGUUUAGACUUUUGGUCAGUUAUAAAGUAUUUUUAUUUAAUGAGUAAUUAUUAGUAAAAUUGUUUUAUGUAUUUUAACAUAUGAUUUCCUCAUCCUCCCACUUCCUUUUUAAAACAUUGAGCCUCUUUUUUAAUGGAUUUGGUUUUUUGUUUUGUUUUGUUUUUAGCUUUGUCACAGACUCCCAUGUCCCAGAAAUACUUUAGUUGUGAAUCAUUUGGCACUUAACCUAGGGAAAGUCAGGGAUUCCCUUGGAAUUUGCUCUUUUAAAAGAACCAGACGAUGAUUUCUUCAGACUUCUAAAUACCAGAAAGUCUUGGCUUUUCAUUUUCUUUUUUUAAUACUACUUUUUACUUAGAAAAUUAUUGAUCUUGCAAGUGAUUAUUUUGAAAUUAUCUUACCCAUACAUUUAAGUAACUGUGAUAAUGUAUGUAAAGCUAGUCUUAGUUUUCCACUUGUGCUUAAGUAAGCUUUUAUAAAACAUAUUUGAUCAUG
This is a messenger RNA of Myotis myotis, 5131 nucleotides long. RefSeq names its product interactor of little elongation complex ELL subunit 2 (gene ICE2). The record is from RefSeq and is a predicted model, not a curated record. Gene Ontology annotation, cellular component: transcription elongation factor complex. The transcript is spliced from 16 exons. Gene Ontology annotation, biological process: snRNA transcription by RNA polymerase III; positive regulation of transcription by RNA polymerase III; snRNA transcription by RNA polymerase II. NCBI's taxonomy places the organism in Eukaryota, Metazoa, Chordata, Mammalia, Chiroptera, Vespertilionidae. Bases 545 to 3490 code for a protein of 981 amino acids.